AUGCCGUGGUACGCGAGCGAGACGUUCCUGCCCUCGGCGUCGCAGGACUUCAAGCCGCCGUGCGUGUGGUUCAGCGCCAACGGCAACGGCACCCUGCCGCAGGGCAUGUCGUUCCGGCUGCGCGACAUGUCGGACCUCGACUGCGACAAGGCCGUCGGGCUGGCGGACCAGUACGCCAGCUUCAACGACACGCUGUGCGCGGCGCCGGCGCGGCUGCAGUUCUGGCGGGAGACGACGCGUGAGAGCUGCAUCCCGCGCUACACGCAGUUCCCGGCCAAGGCGGCGAAUGGGUCUGACGCGAAUCACUUUGAGGCGAUGCAUGGCCAUGUGCUUGACAACGACUGCAAUCCGGGUGUGCCUUGGAGUAGCCCUGACAACCUCUUCAAGCCACCUCCAAUUCCCGGGAGGGGAUCUUUUGGAGGCACGUCGGGCUUCAUACCAGCAUCGGAUGUCCCAGGACAAGGGGCAUUUGGAGGCACAACGGGAUUCAUUCCCAUAGACACCCCUCCUAGCAGCGAUGAUGACAGCAAUGGGGAUGAAUCAGCUUGCACAAGUGACGAUCCAACCGAGGACUGUGGUGAUGUGGGCGACGUCGGGGAUGGGGAUGGGGAUAUGUUCAGCGACGGCGAUGAAGGCACAGAUAUGACAAGCACAAACCCAACAGCUACCACCACCCUCUCAACACGCUCAAUGGGCCACAUGAAGACGAUCCCCGGCACGCCCACACCCACGCCAGACGACACCGACACCGACGCGCUCCGCCUCGCCCGGCGCCAUCGCACGCCACAAGAGCGCAACCCCAGCGACAACGAUAAGUGUCACGAUCAGCUCACGAUAAGUGAACACGCGCACCACGCCGGCAUGGCGCGGCAACUCUGCGAGAGCGAGACGUCACUGGGGCCGGACUUUGUCACGACGGCGGGAAGGCAGUUCUGCGACAUGUGCACGCGGCGACUGUGGCCAUUAUGCAGCGCGGACAGUGUUGACAAUGCCGACGAUGGCUGCUUCCACUUGGAAACGAAGGCACUGCGGUUGCGGGCGCCCGCAGGCUCACGGCGGCGCGACGAGGUGCAGAGGAAGAAGUACCGGCGCGUGGAUCAGUGGAGGCGCAAAUGA
Molecule: messenger RNA, 1116 nt
Organism: Phaeoacremonium minimum UCRPA7
Lineage: Eukaryota; Fungi; Ascomycota; Sordariomycetes; Togniniales; Togniniaceae
Exons: 1
Coding region: 1-1116 (371 amino acids)
Source: RefSeq, a predicted model, not a curated record